Messenger RNA from Salvelinus fontinalis (brook trout), 2964 nucleotides. Its product is annotated as aquaporin-9-like. The transcript is spliced from 6 exons. Gene Ontology annotation, cellular component: basolateral plasma membrane; plasma membrane. Gene Ontology annotation, biological process: glycerol transmembrane transport; water transport. Bases 244 to 1158 code for a protein of 304 amino acids. The record is from RefSeq and is a predicted model, not a curated record. Gene Ontology annotation, molecular function: water channel activity; glycerol channel activity; urea transmembrane transporter activity. NCBI's taxonomy places the organism in Eukaryota, Metazoa, Chordata, Actinopteri, Salmoniformes, Salmonidae.
GGACAUGGGAGUGUCUGUUAGGGGUAGUGGAUGUGGGAGUGUCUGGUAGGGGUAGAGGAUGUGGGAGUGUCUGGUAGGGGUAGUGGACAUGGGAGUGUCUUGUAGGGGUAGAGGACAUGGGAGUGUCUGGUAGGGGUAGUGGACGUGGGAGUGUCUGGAGAUGGUGGGAAUCUAGCGAUGCUCUAGAGACACUGAGACUGUUGGACAACUGUCAGUUUUGACAGCGCGUUGGCUCGGUGAUACAUGGAGAUGAAACACAGGAGAACUAUGAGGCAACGCUAUGCUCUAAAACAUGGGAUACUCAAGGAGUUCCUGGCUGAGUUUCUGGGGACUUUUAUCUUGGUUUUGUUUGGCGUUGGGUCUGUUGCUCAGACGGUCCUGAGUCGUAAUGCCAUGGGGGAGACUCUCACCAUCCAUAUAGGCUUCUCUGUAGGACUGAUGAUGGCAGUGUACGUGGCCGGAGGAGUGUCAGGAGCCCAUGUGAACCCUGCUGUCUCCUUGGCCAUGGUGAUCCUGGGAAAACUCAAGUUCUAUAAGUUUCCCGUCUAUGUCACCGCUCAGUUCCUUGGUGCUUUCGCUGGAGCUGCUGCAGUCUUUGGGCUGUAUUAUGAUGCGUUCAUGGACUUCACCAAUGGGAUUUUAUCAGUGACUGGUAUUAACGCCACCGGUCACAUCUUUGCCUCUUACCCUGCCAGGUCCCUAACCAUCCUCGGAGGCCUCAUAGACCAGGCAGCGGGAACAGGCAUGCUGGUGUUGUGUAUCCUGGCCAUCAACGAUGGGAAGAACAUCGGCGCCCCUAGGGGCAUGGAGCCACUGUGCAUCGGCCUGAUCAUCAUGGCUAUCGGGGUGUCCAUGGGGCUGAACUGUGGGUACCCCCUCAACCCUGCCAGGGACCUGGGGCCACGGCUCUUUACUGCUGUAGCAGGCUGGGGCUGGGAGGUGUUCAGCACGUCAGACUACUGGUGGUGGGUCCCGGUGGCGGGGCCGAUGAUAGGGGGCGUGGUCGGGGCCCUGGUUUACUUCCUGUUCAUCGAGAUGCAUCACAAACAGCCUGAGAAACCCCACGAGGAGGAAGAGGAGGAGGACGAAGAGGAGGAAGAGGAUCUGGAGGAGGACAGCAGUCUUAAGGACAAAUAUGAGAUGAUUACCAUGAGUUAAAGAGUCAGAGAGAUUCAUUCACUUGUCAAGGACUAUAAAAGAAACGUCCGUCUGUCUGGUUCAGAUCAAUGUUACUGUAAAGUCAAUCAGGAGAGGAAUGUCAUGUUGGGAGACACACACACACACACACACACACACACACACACGACAGGACAGGCUUGCUCUCUCAGUGUGCUAUGGUGAAAUCCUGUGGUAGAGGGAGUAGAAGAGUUAUAACCUGUUGUUACAUGUCAUAGCCUUUAGUAACCAGACCGGUAUGCUACGUAUGAGUGAAUGAUCAGAGUACGGUUUAUAGCCUGUUGUUACAUGUCAUAGCCUUUAGUAACCAGACCGGUGUGCUACGUAUGAGUGAACGAUCAGAGUACGGUUUAUAGCCUGUUGUUACAUGUCACAGCCUUUAGUAACCAGACUGGUGUGCUACGUAUGAGUGAACGAUCAGAGUACGGUUUAUAGCCUGUUGUUACAUGUCAUAGCCUUUAGUAACCAGACCGGUAUGCUACGUAUGAGUGAAUGAUCAGAGUACGGUUUAUAGCCUGUUGUUACAUGUCACAGCCUUUAGUAACCAGACCAGUAUGCUACGUAUGAGUGAACGAUCAGAGUACGGUUUAUAGCCUGUUGUUACAUGUCACAGCCUUUAGUAACCAGACUGGUGUGCUACUUACGAGCGACUGAUCACAGUACAAGGCCUUUUAGUCCGCUGCUGAUGGGCGCUCCAAUAGUCAGUCUACAUGGAGAAACCCUGUCGAACAGGUUAUUGCUACUGUUUAAAUUGGUAAAGAUACAGAAUGGUUAGUUCAUAAUGAUGUGCUUAUAUGUAGCAAUCCGCAACACUGGAAAAGUAAUAUUAUGUAUAUAUAAUAUUUCGCCCUUUACGAUUCCAUUUGGACUACACCUCUGUCAGUUUUAUGUAAAUGAGAUUCCAUUUGGACUACACCUCUGUCAGUUUUAUGUAAAUGAGAUUCCAUUUGGACUACACCGCUGUCAGUUUUAUGUAAAUGAGAUUCCAUUUGGACUACACCUCUGCUAGUUUUAUGUAAAUGAGAUUCCAUUUGGACUACACCUCUGUCAGUUUUAUGUAAAUGAGAUUCCAUUUGGACUACACCUCUGUCAGUUUUAUGUAAAUGAGAUUCCAUUUGGACUACACCUCUGUCAGUUUUAUGUAAAUGAGAUUCCAUUUGGACUACACCGCUGUCAGUUUUAUGUAAAUGAGAUUCCAUUUGGACUACACCUCUGCUAGUUUUAUGUAAAUGAGAUUCCAUUUGGACUACACCUCUGUCAGUUUUAUGUAAAUGAGAUUCCAUUUGGACUACACCUCUGUCAGUUUUAUGUAAAUGAGAUUCCAUUUGGACUACACCUCUGUCAGUUUUAUGUAAAUGAGAUUCUAUUUGGACUACACCUCUGUCAGUUUUAUGUAAAUGAGGUUCAUGCAGACAAUUAACCCAGACCCAUUUGAUGACGUUUUUGUUGUUGUAGUAAUGUCUGCGUUGUAAUUGCAGAAGGUAUAGCUUUAAUGUAGGCUUUUAUUGCAAUUUUUGACCAUACACUUCAUACUCUGUGCACUGAAAGAGACCACGUGCGUAUCUAAGGAAACCAUGAGAAAUAACAAAUAUAACAACAACUACUGUUACAAUUCAUGAAUUUAUGUAUGACAGUUAAAAGUUUUGUUGCCAUUGUAUAAUAUUCAAUUAUUAUGUUUGUUUAUUGUUGUGCUUUUUCUGUUUUUGAUUUUGUAUUGUUGUCAUGGAAAUAGUAUCCAAACUAUUUCAAUGUGACAAAUGUAUUCCUGUUUGUGUAAACAAAUAUUAU